Messenger RNA from Glarea lozoyensis ATCC 20868, 1392 nucleotides. RefSeq names its product alpha/beta-Hydrolase. Gene Ontology annotation, molecular function: peptidase activity. Gene Ontology annotation, biological process: proteolysis. The record is from RefSeq and is a predicted model, not a curated record. NCBI's taxonomy places the organism in Eukaryota, Fungi, Ascomycota, Leotiomycetes, Helotiales, Helotiaceae. The transcript has 4 exons. The coding region runs from base 1 to 1392 and encodes 463 amino acids.
AUGACCCCACCUUUAUCUCGAACAUCAGCUCACGCGACUCCAGGGAAACUUCGUGUCUCGGAACUUCUCUUUGAAGUACCUAAAGACUAUACCAAUCCUGAACGAGGCACUAUUCAACUUUUUGCACGUUCUGUCGGCCGUCAUGAAAAACCAGCCGCCGUUCCUACCGAGGAAGACCGCCGCAAGAGAGCACAAAAACCAUGGUUUGUCUAUCUGCAGGGUGGUCCAGGAUUCGGCUGCGCGGCACCUCAGAACGCUCCUAUAACGAACUUUAUCCUUGACAAAGGAUAUCAAUUGCUGUAUUUGGAUCAGAGAGGUACAGGUCUAAGUAGUCCUAUUACAGCAGCAACAUUGGCGUUGCAAGGCGACGCUCACCGCCAAGCGGAUUAUCUAAAGCUCUUCAGAGCUGACAGUAUUGUUAAGGAUUGUGAGGCUAUCAGGAAGACGCUGACACUUGAGUAUCCCGCCGAGUUGAAGAAAUGGUCCAUUUUCGGCCAGAGUUUUGGCGGGUUCUGCGUACUCACUUACUUGUCAUUUCACCCUCAAGGCCUCCGUGAAGCUUUUACCAGUGGAGGUUUAGCACCCAUUGGCCGGACACCCGAUCAAGUGUACAAAGCUACAUAUCAGAAAGUCAUUGAGAGAAACAAGGCAUACUAUUUGAAAUACCCAGAAGAUGUAGAGGCAGUACAGUCUCUAUGCUUUCACAUAAAAUCAAAAUCCGGCGUACCUCUUCCCUCCGGAGGCGUCCUCACUGUCCGCGGACUCUUAACUCUUGGCCGGAACUUCGGUGUUCACGGCGGCCUCGACUUCGUACACGAUCUGAUUCUCCGUGCCAAAAUCGACCUCGCCCAGUUUCAAUUUAUCUCUCGACCUACUCUCGCUGCUAUAGAACGAGCGUUGACAUUCGAUGACAACGUCAUCUAUGCUAUUCUUCACGAAGCCAUUUACUGUCAAGGUGUUUCUUCGAACUGGUCUGCUGAUCGGGUAGGGAGAAGCUUCAGGGAAUUUCAAUGGCUCACUGGAUCACCGCAAUCAGCUUCAGCAGUCCGAGACGGCCCUCUAUUCUUCUCGGGAGAAAUGAUAUACCCAUUUCUUUUUGACGUGUUCCCCGAGCUUCAAAAGAUAGGUCCUGCUGCAGAUAUCGUCGCUAAAUUUGGAGAUUGGCCAGAUCUCUAUGAUGAGUGGCAACUGGCCAGGAAUCAAGUGACCCUUUAUGCGGCUACUUAUAUCGACGAUAUGUAUGUGGAUUACGGUUUAGCGCAGGAAACGGUGAAGUUGGUACAGAAUUGUCGACAAGUCAUCACGAAUACAAUGUAUCAUGAUGCUAUUCGUAGUAAGACGGAUGAUGUGCUCGAAGCUCUCUUUGCGUUGAGGGAUGAUUCAAUUGAUUGA